This is a messenger RNA of Neltuma alba, 2379 nucleotides long. Its product is annotated as IQ domain-containing protein IQM2-like. The record is from RefSeq and is a predicted model, not a curated record. Lineage: Eukaryota; Viridiplantae; Streptophyta; Magnoliopsida; Fabales; Fabaceae. Bases 289 to 2238 code for a protein of 649 amino acids. The transcript has 8 exons.
CAUUCUUCUCCCCCCAGAUAGUUACUUUUAUGAGUAUUGAUGGACUUGUGUUCUAAGUUCUUUUGAUGGACUUGUUGAAUAAUGAAGAAUGGUGUGAGUUCUUACAGCUUGCAGAAUCAGGAGUAUCAUACUGCAUUAGUUAUUCCUUAGACACUUCAUUGCUGCAGAUGAUCAUGACCACUGGAAAAAUGCAUUAUAUGAUAUCGAAAUUUUGAUGAUAUUGUAAACUUUCGUCUUUUUACAGGAUCUUGGACUGCAUUUAGCCGUACAGAUUUGUUUUAUUGCUGUAUGGCGAUUUCCCUUUCAUGUUCAUUUGCAAAGUACAAUGAUGUGGAUGAUGGCUUAGACUCUUCUAUGGCAAGAUCCAUCAGUUUUGGCAAAGAAGUCAAGACUCUAGUUCGGUCUGUUAGUUUCAAACAUCUUGGUUCAGAACCAACGAUAAGGAAAUGUCUUGGCUCUGGAAGGAUGACAAUAGAAAAAUCAGUGAGCUUCAAGAGGAAUGAUAUGGAGAGAAUUAUUACAGCUAAGACUCUCUUAUUUGACAGUGAGAAAAUCAUGACUACCUCAAGAAUGAGCCAAAACAGAAAAGAGAUGGAUGAUCUUGGUCACUCUUCUAGAUUAGACUGUAAAGAGGAAAACAUCCACUCACAAACUUUGGAUCUAAAAAACCCAAAACACAUGGCUGCUGUUAAAUUGCAGAAGGUAUAUAAGAGCUUUCGUACCAGAAGAAAGCUAGCUGAUUGUGCAAUUCUUGCCGAACAAUGCUGGUGGAAGGUCCUGGACUUUGCUGAACUCAACCGCAGGUCAAUCUCGUUCUUUGACAUUGAGAAACCUGAAACUGCUACUUCACGCUGGUCGAGAGCUACGAGCAAAGCUGCUAAGGUUGGAAAAGGUCUAUCAAAAGACGAAAAAGGUCAAAAACUUGCUCUACAGCAUUGGCUGGAAGCGAUUGAUCCGCGUCACCGCUAUGGACAUAAUCUGCACUUCUAUUAUGACAAUUGGCUCCAGUGUCAGAGCAGGGAACCUUUCUUCUACUGGCUAGAUAUAGGACAAGGAAAGGAAGUAAAUCUUGAAAAGUGCCCUCGAUCUAAACUUCAACAACAGUGUAUUAAAUAUCUGGGUCCGAUGGAACGGUUGGCUUAUGAAGUCGUUGUUAAGGAUGGAAGGUUCUUCUACCAGCAAUCUGGAGAACUCCUUCACACUAAUGGAGAAGGUGGGCAUGCCAAAUGGAUUUUCGUCCUAAGCACAUCGAAGAGCUUAUAUGUUGGUAUGAAGAAAAAGGGUUCUUUUCAGCAUUCUAGCUUCUUGGCUGGAGGAGCCACAUCAGCUGCUGGGAGAUUAAUUGUUGAAUACGGUGUCUUAAAGGCAGUUUGGCCUCACAGUGGCCAUUAUCGUCCAACCGAAGAGAAUUUUAAGGAAUUUAUUUCAUUCCUUCAGGAGAACAAUGUGCACCUCUCUGAUGUCAAGAUGAAUGCAGUUGACGAGGAUGAGUUAGAGUCAGAGAAAAGCAAGAAGCAUCUUAGAAACCCCUCAUAUAUAAAGGACAUGACCGAGGACAUGAGUUGCUUGGAGGCUGAAGAGAUCAUUGAUGAAGACGGGGAUUUAUUAGAAGAUAAAGCCAAUUUAUCUCAGAAAGAGAGUGCCUCUAAGAUGGCAGCGCCUAGAACAAAGCUUUCUAUUCUAGGAAGAGAAAUAAGCAACCUUGAAAUCCCGGAGAGGGGUACAAUUUGUGGGAGUUUCCAAAUGGAGUCUCCUAAAGAAGUUCAAGAAGGUGCACAAGCUUUUGUUUCAGAGCCGGAUCACAUGGUUCAGAAGGAAAACUCUUCCAAGGAAAAACAAGAUGAGACGGAUGGAGAAACCAUUACAACAGAGUCAAUACUUAAAAGGAUUAACUCCCACAAGGGAAUGAAAUCAUGCCAACUGGGAAGACGGUUAUCUUGCAAAUGGACUACCGGAGCCGGGCCUCGCAUUGGUUGUGUGCGGGAUUACCCGAGUGAACUUCAGUUCCGAGCUUUGGAGCAAGUUAAUCUGUCUCCGAGAAAAAGCUGCCUUUCUAAAUCAUCAUUAUCUCCAAGAACCCCCACCGGGUUGAGCCGAAGAGUUUCAACACCACAAAGUCUGUUUAGCGAGACAACAACCAUAGGGAUGCCAUCUGAAAGUGAUGAUCAAGACUCAAGAUCAGACUCCUUGCCAUUAUUUCGAGGAACAUCAGUAAUACCAGUUAUUUAUACUUCAUAACGGACCGAAGAUGAUUCUUAAUUUUUCUUCUGGUAAGCAAAGAGGAUUCAUAAUUUAAUUUGUUCUUUUGUGUGAAUAGGAACAAAGACAAUAGAAUAUUGGUCAUUCAGUCCAUUAAUUCCCAUAGGAAUUCUUUCUUUA